GCUUAAUAGAAUUUGGAAAUGUAACACUUCAGGUCAAACUUUGAGAUCAGUGACACAGAGUAGACACAUACAGAGCUGGAACUGGCCGUUGUAAACACUGCUGAAACUUACGUUUUCAUGUACCCACUUUUUUUCAGGCGACCGGAUCAACUGCGCGUGCUUGGCAAGUUCCGCGAACAGUUAAAGCGAGUCUCUAUCCAAUGAGAUACAUGCAUCUAGUAACUUGCUGAGCAUGCGCACAAAAAAAGUGGGCACACUAGUUAUAACUCUGUAUAUGUAUCUACUCUGUGUCAGUGACUCAGUGACCUCGUGAACAAUUAAAAUGAUGGCCGACUCAAAUGUAAAUUCAAGCCAGAUCAGUGAUUCAAGCCAACUAGAAGAAAACGAAGAAAGUAGAAAUUCUCUAAGAGCAAUCCAGUUACUACAAGAGGCUACAAGAUUACUUUCACCUCAACCAAACAGUCUAUCUAGCACUACGGUGAACCAGGUUAGCGAAACAUCAAACAGUCCUGCUCCAUGGCCUCUAUCCAAUUCUAGUCCAGCUCCAUCCAAUUCUAGUCCAGCUCCAGGGGCAAGGCAUGGAGAUAUUGUUGGUAAUUUACGAAGCUUGUUUUCCCCUUACGGCACAGAAAGAUUCAGAUCGCAGUCGUCUGCCUACCAGAUUGCACCAAAACGUACACGAAGAAAUGGUAGCAGUAACUCUAAUUAUUAUAAGGUGAAGGAGACUUGGACUCAUGAAUUUUUCUGCUUGGCCAAAUGUAAUCAAAAUCGUGUACCUCAAAGAAGCGAAAAAAACAUGUUACAGCAAUGUGGCCUGGGAAGGAAAAAGAUAUGUUUCAAUUCAAAUUCCAAUCCAGCAAAACUUAAUGAAAUGUUAUUAUCGCAUUUCCCAAAAUUAGCAAAUGGUGGGGGGUUUGAAAUUCUGAGAUCUGGUGGAGCUAAGGCCACAGACCUUGUCAUCAUUCAUCCACCGCCAAUAGGAUAUUCUGUGCCAUUUCUACGAGAUCUAUCGGGAUUGGGUCAAGCAUUGGCCUAUGUUAGGCCUUUGCAAAGGAACCUUGACUUGACAAUUCAGGCUAUUCAGCCCUCAAUGGUAAGUUAUCAAAAAUUUAAUGAAAACUAUGAAAUCUAAUAAACAAGUAUUAAUUUGAUCCAGUGUUUUAUAGUGAAGAACUGAAAAUGUUUCCUCGUGGGGAAGGGGGGGGGGGUUGUGUUUUUUUUAAAUAGUGUCUAGGGGUGUCAUGGAAUAUUUUUAUACUGUUCAAGGGGAUGACAUUAGGCAUUUUGUCAGUAAGUAAUAAAUCAGUCAUUAAUUAAUAAAUUAUCAACUCAGUAAGGGAUUGUGCAUAAUUAGAUUCCAAUAAAUUAGAUAAUUAGAGUUCAUCAAUUCAUUAAGCUAACAUUUAACUUUAUAAUGGUAACAUGUACAUGUUUUUCUGAGAAGUUAAAUCUGAUUAAUUGUGAUCAAAUUUAAAACGGAGUUAAAAAUGCAUUUUUUAUCUUCUGGGUUUUUUUGCAAAAUAUGUUUUAAUUUUUGGGUGGGUCUCAGCUAAAUUUGAGGUUUAAUUAUAAAUAGUCUUUAACUAUAAAAGUAAUUUGGAAUUAAAAUGCGACAUAAUAUUAUAAAAAAAUGUUCGAUUAUCUAGAUUGACAAAAGUGCUGUUAAUGCAACAGAGAAGGCACAAAUAAUUGAGUGUUUAAGCUGUGGAAAGGAAGUUCCAAUAAUUGAAUGGCAUGACCAUCAUUGUGCACUGCCAGCUUGUGAUGAGAAAUCUCCUGUGCCAUUGGGUGCUUGUACAACAGUAACUCCAGGAGUUGCUCCAACAGGAGCUAGUAAGAAUAUGCUGGUUGGUACUAAACAGCCUUCAACAGACAACAACAAAGAUCCCAACACAUAUGUAAUUGUCAUUAAUGUAAGUUUUCACUGAUGUAUGUAAAUGACAUGUUACAAGGAAGGAGUCAAAAUGUAAUAUAAAAUGAAUAGCCAAUCAGACCACAAUUAUCCAGUGGCGGAGCUAAGGGGGGCGACGCCCCCCCCCCCUCCCCCGAAUCCCCAAUCACCACAAAAACCAUUUUCUAAAAAAUGCAAAAUCCGUAGAGAAAUUGGGGGGGGGGGGUUACACAUUACAUGCUCGAAGCUGAAACUGAUUAAGUACAUCUCGACCGAGGAAAAAGACGAUAUACUAGAGGAACUAGAUUUGUAAAAUCUCAUUAAAGCAGUUGUAGAUACGGUUCCAAGAAGAAUAGAUUUAGUUUAGGUUUUUAACUGUUAAAUACAUGUAUACAUUAUCAUAGCAUGAAUAUUUCUUUGCAGACUUAUUCUUUAUCGUAUAAAAAAGCAACACAAUUUUGAGAAUGAGGAAAUGGUGUCUCUUAGAACCUAUAAUGAUUUAACUGCAACAUUUCUGAUCAAAAUCACAUUGGGAUUUUCUUCUCCCAGCAUCAUAGAGGGGAAAUAAGGUGACACUGAUCCCUCCUCCUGUUUUUCAAGGUGACUUUUCCAAUUUAUUUAAUUCCGAGUAGAAAUGUCUGGGAAAAUUCAUGUCUUCGAUGUACUUUAUAAUCUUCUGAAUUCUGCUAGAUUUCAUCCCAAAAGUGCUUGAAAUCGCAUUUCAGGGACCCUAGAUUUCAAAAAAUUUUCUGAGGGUGCAUGCCCCCGGACGCCCCUAGGCAUUCUCACGCUUUCGGCGUGAGGUUCGCCCCCCAAAAAAAUGAAAGUCUGGCUACGCCACUGCAAUUAUCCUAUAAUUAUGAUAAUAUAUGCCUGCAAUUUAGGAUUCCAUAUGAUAAUUAACUUUUAAUUGGCUAUUAUAUAAUGUAAUAUAUUAAAAACACGAACACUGAUUUACAUAUUUCAUUUAAGGAUGAUGAUGUGACUAAGCUUUCAACAAUUUUCCCCAAAGUUAGUCAGACAAUGAUUGGCAGUGUUUUAAAAACUUUCAAAGGAAAUGCUGAAAUGGCAGCCUCACAGCUUGCUGAUUUAAGUGAUGGUAAUUAUAUCUAGUUAAAAUGAAUUAGGUAGUAGGGUACUUUUGUAUAUAUUUUACACAAUGUAAGGGAAUAAAUCACACCUUGAAUUAGUACACAGUUAGGUAAUAGAUAGAUUUUUUUAAUAUUAUGGUCAAGAUAUAUCAAACAUGAAUAUAUGACAUAUAUAAAUGCAUUAUAAAACUUAAUUGCAUAUUUGUUGUUAAAAUUGUUCCAGGAAACUUAAAAAGACAGUUAAGACAACUUGAAAAGACAGUUAAGACAACAAAAGCUAAUGAGCAUGCUGAAGCUGUGCUUAUAAAUGUUUGUUGACUCUGACAUAAAUGGAAUAAGGGGUAAUUGUUGCCCAUCGUUAAGAUAUGUGUGUCUUAAGUUGAUGUGACUAUAAAUUACAUGCUGUAUCACUGAUUAUAUUGUGUCAAAAUUAUUGGACAAAUUCUAAACGUUUCUAUGUAAAUAUAAACAUUCCGGGUGUACGAACAACUAAAUCAGUUUAGAUUUAGGCUUUAUAUAAUGAUCAAGGCUUUCGUUUGUUCUUAUGCUGAGAAAGUACUUACUGUACAAUAUGUUUAGCAUAUGAGAUGAGGUAUUAAUUGGGACAAAAGUCUUGUUCCACAUUCCAAUCGUAUACAUUGUCUUGCAGCAAGUUAGGCCAAUGAAAAUUGAUAUCAUGUUUCUCGUCCACAAUUAGGUUAUUUAUGUAUUUCACUGCCGUUAAUUAAUAUAGCAGUGAACAUUCUACCCAGUAGCUCUCUAAAUUCUAAAGAGUGUCUUCAUAAUUAUUCACAAUAAAUUCAUUCACAGAAACUUAUGGUGAAAGUGUCGAAGAGUAUUUGUUCAAGAAUAUCAAAGAAGGACAGGAGCAGUCAAUUGUAAUCAGUCGAAAAUCAACUUGCAUUCUUGCGGACCUGAUUAAACUACAUAAACGAGGUUUGGACAUACAACUUAUACCAGACGUAGAGUUCAUUGGCGAGCCUGGCGUAGAUGCUUCUGGACUAACACGAGAAUUUUUUCAUCUAUCAAUGACGGCGUUAGCCACCGGAGACCGGCGUAUUACCCUUUUUGAAGGUGAAAGAAAUCAUCUUCUUCCUUUGCACUCCACAGAUGCCUUGGAGUCAAAUCUUUACUUCUAUGUUGGAAGGAUGAUAGCGCAUACAUUUCUGCACAAAGGUUACCCUUUCGUGGCACAAGCAGUUGUUCAGUAUAUUUGUUCACAAAGUAUUGAAGAGUCUAUUCCGCUUAUUUCUAUAAAGGAUGUUCCUGAUCUUACUAUUCGGCAAGAUAUUGAAAAGGUAAAGUAUGUAACUGUAUUCCAAAUGGAUAUAUGCAGCAUAAUAUAGGACCGUUCCACCAGAAAAAAAAUGCACGAGGAGAAGUGUCUUGAUAUAGGACACCAUUUUACCUAGUAUAUUUUCAACUAUAAUUAGCAUAAUUCAAAUUGGAAAAUCAGUGGUGUUUAUGUUUUGGAAAGGAAGGGCCUCUUGCAGUUAAACAACCAUAUCCAGAUGUACAGUAGAUGCAAGACGGCCAUUUUGCAAUUCCAUGACUAUCAAUUUGUAUUCAGUAUUUUUUCUUAGAUAAUGAAUGCAAAAAGCGACGAACUGUUGGAUGUGAAUGCUUGUGACAAAAUCAUUACACUUCUCAGUACGAGUGGUUUUGCGAAUAAAGUUUUAACUACAGAAAACCGAGAAAAAGCAGUUCAAGAUAUCCUUAUCUACCAUGUGCUUCGAAUACGACGGGCUGAGAUUGAUGAGAUCCGCAGGGGUUUGGAUUCCGUCGGGUUAACAUCGUUUCUUAAAUGUAAUUCAUCGUUAGUAUCAAGGGCAUUUGCACAAUCAGAUCAAGUAGUUGUUAAAGCAGAUCAGCUUAUAAAUAGAAUCAUUGUUGAAUUAAAGGUGGCCGACCUCAACAACAGCCAAAAGCAGGCGAUAGAUUGGUUCAAAGACUUUAUUAGCCAACUUCCAGCUGAGACCGAUGUUGGUAAAGUAUUUAAUACCUGUAUAUUUGCCUUAUUCAUGCAUAUACCCGGUGUCCCAAAAGAGUUGCACAAUUGUGAUUUUGUGCCCUAAACCAGGACAUGCGCCAAUAACACCAGUAUGUAUAGCAAUAAGUUUAUUUUAUUAUUAUCGUGUAAACAAAUUUCCAUGACGGAAAACAGGUUAUAUACCUGCACUGAACAAAUUCAGGUUUCAUAUAUAGAUGUGCUUUUAUGCACAGUUCAUAUGAAAAUUGUGCAUAUGGUGAUAUGUAUUCGGUACAAUCAUAGGCUGUCCAGCAAACGCUACGUCACUCAUAAUGUAUGUAUAAUAGGAUAACCCAUUGGGUACUCUCUAACUUUGACAUUUGUACAGUAGUUACCAUAAUUUGAUUUGAUAUAUUUAAAUAAAUUAUAUCCUUUUUAGAUGAUAAGUACAAGCCGACUUUAGAGAAGCUGACUCAGUUUGCUUAUGCUGAUCCGUUACCACCUACUAGAAUGCUUACUGUUAAGUUUAGAAGAGACGAUAAAGAGCUUCCUGACGCUGAUGCGUGUGCCGCAACAAUCCAACUUCCAACAUGUCAUGCCACAUUUGAAGCAUUUAAAAAAGCGUUUGAUUGUACACUUAGUGCUCAAGCAACGGGUUUUGGACGGAUGUGA
Molecule: messenger RNA, 5623 nt
Organism: Paramuricea clavata
Lineage: Eukaryota; Metazoa; Cnidaria; Anthozoa; Malacalcyonacea; Plexauridae
Source: the annotation of a GenBank genome assembly